AAAUGGCUUUACAUUUGUCACUCAAGAGUGCAGCACCCUCACCAGUCAACAUUGUUGUGAUAUGUGUUAGAAUUCGCAUGUCACAUUGAUUCUGCUAAUAAUAAGAAGAAUACAUACUAUAGUGGGUUGGACAGCAGUCAUUUGUAUUAUGAGCCAAUCUCAAACAUGUUUCAGUGAUUUGAGUUGUCACUUUGGCGCUCCCGCCAACGAGAAAAAGUAACAAAAGUCGGAGGGAAACAGAGUAGCCUAGCCCUUGUCACUCUGCUGCCUGCCUGCAUGCGUGGGGGCGGGCUUAGGGCUGACUGUCUGUCUGUCUCUCACUCCAAUUGGAUAAGGCCACACCGGUCCGGUGGCCAAUCGAUGCCUCUUGUGGCGAGGUAUAAGUAAGGCUCUCGAAGUGGCUAGCGGCUCAUUCAGACUUUCUGUGACAUACUGAAGCUACUAAUAUGAGCGGAAGAGGCAAAACCGGAGGCAAGGCCAGGGCGAAGGCAAAGACACGUUCAUCCCGUGCCGGGCUCCAGUUCCCCGUGGGCCGUGUGCACAGGCUGCUGCGCAAAGGCAACUACGCCGAGCGUGUGGGCGCUGGCGCACCAGUCUACCUGGCCGCAGUGCUCGAGUACCUGACUGCUGAGAUCCUGGAGUUGGCUGGAAACGCUGCCCGUGACAACAAGAAGACUCGUAUCAUCCCCCGUCACCUGCAGCUGGCAGUCCGUAACGACGAGGAGCUGAACAAACUGCUUGGCGGCGUGACCAUCGCUCAGGGUGGUGUUCUGCCCAACAUCCAGGCAGUGCUGCUCCCCAAGAAGACUGAGAAGGCCGUCAAAGCCAAGUAAAAUCGCUGGUGCGGCUGCAACUUGACUACUCAACCCCCAAAGGCUCUUUUAAGAGCCAACCA
Molecule: messenger RNA, 895 nt
Organism: Oncorhynchus nerka (sockeye salmon)
Lineage: Eukaryota; Metazoa; Chordata; Actinopteri; Salmoniformes; Salmonidae
Product: histone H2A
Exons: 1
Coding region: 447-833 (128 amino acids)
Biological process (GO): heterochromatin formation
Cellular component (GO): chromatin; nucleosome
Molecular function (GO): protein heterodimerization activity; structural constituent of chromatin; DNA binding
Source: RefSeq, a predicted model, not a curated record